UGCGGGGCUGUUUCCGGGCGCCGCAGCGGGAGAGGGUGUCGCCGGUUCGGCGUGUGACGGGCGGCCAGCCUAGGCCAGGCCAGGCCGGUGCCGCCUGCCAUGUCCGGCAGCGCGGAGGGUCCCCCGGGGGACCGGAGCUCCCCGCAGUCCCCUACCCGUGGCUCCGCCGACGAGCCACGGAUCAUCAAAGUCACCGUGAAGACUCCCAAAGAGAAAGAGGAGUUUGCCGUGUCUGAAAGCAGCAGUGUCCGGCAGUUCAAGGAAGAAAUCUCUAAGCGUUUCAAGUCCCACACUGAUCAGCUUGUGUUGAUAUUUGCUGGAAAAAUCUUAAAAGAUCAAGAUACUUUGACUCAGCACGGAAUUCAUGAUGGACUUACUGUUCACCUGGUUAUCAAAACACAAAACAGAUCACAAGACCACACAGCUCAACAAACAAACACCACUGGGAGUACUGCUACCACAUCGAUGUCAAGCAGUAGUACCUCUGCACCAGCUUCAACAAAUAGUAACUCUUUUGGAUUGGGUGGCCUUGGAGGUUUGGCAGGUUUAAGUAGCCUGGGCUUAAAUACAUCUAACUUUUCGGAGCUGCAAAGUCAGAUGCAACGGCAACUUAUGUCCAACCCAGAGAUGAUGGUUCAGAUAAUGGAAAAUCCAUUUGUUCAGAGCAUGCUUUCAAAUCCUGACCUCAUGAGGCAGUUAAUUAUGGCUAAUCCUCUAAUGCAGCAACUGAUACAGAGAAAUCCAGAAAUCAGUCAUAUGCUGAAUAAUCCAGAUAUAAUGAGACAGACACUAGAACUUGCUAGAAACCCUGCAAUGAUGCAGGAAAUGAUGCGAAACCAAGACCGAGCCUUGAGCAACCUUGAAAGUAUACCAGGUGGAUACAAUGCCUUGCGACGUAUGUACACAGAUAUUCAGGAGCCCAUGUUGAAUGCAGCACAGGAACAGUUUGGAGGGAACCCAUUUGCUUCUUUGGUAAGCAAUACAUCAACAGGAGGAGACAGUCAGCCAUCUCGUACAGAAAAUAGAGAUCCUCUACCAAAUCCCUGGGCUUCUCAGUCCAGUGCACAGACUUCCGCAACAAGUACUAGCACCAGUGGUGAGAGCGGUGGCAGCAGUACUACUGGAAAUAGCACCUCUGGCAGUACAGGACAGAGCUCAACUGUACCAAAUGUGGGACCUGGGCUAGGAGCUGGUAUGUUCAACACACCAGGAAUGCAGAGCUUACUACAGCAGAUAACAGAAAAUCCACAACUUAUGCAAAAUAUGUUGUCUGCACCUUAUAUGAGAAGCAUGAUGCAGUCAUUAAGCCAGAAUCCUGAUCUUGCUGUACAGAUGAUGUUGAAUAAUCCUUUAUUUGCUGGAAAUCCUCAACUUCAGGAACAAAUGAGACAACAGCUUCCAACUUUCCUUCAGCAAAUGCAGAAUCCUGAUACGUUAUCAGCUAUGUCAAAUCCUAGAGCAAUGCAGGCUUUGCUACAGAUUCAGCAGGGCUUGCAGACACUAGCAACAGAAGCACCAGGGCUUAUACCAGGAUUUAAUCCUGGUUUAAGUGGAUUAGGAAGCACUGGAGCACCUACAGGAUCCACUGUACCUAGUUCUGCUCCUAGUGAAAAUACAAGUCCAGCAUCAGGAACUGCUGAACCUGGUCACCAGCAGUUUGUCCAGCAAAUGUUGCAGGCACUUGCUAGUGCAAAUGCUCAGCAGUUACAAAAUCCAGAAGUUCGAUUUCAGCAACAACUGGAGCAGCUGAGUGCAAUGGGCUUUCUGAACCGUGAGGCGAACUUACAAGCACUUAUAGCAACAGGAGGAGACAUCAAUGCAGCUAUUGAAAGGCUGCUUGGCUCUCAGCCCUCAUAGCAGUGUUUCUUAAACUUGAAAAAAUGUAAUUUAUUUUUGAUAACAGCUUCUAAAUCUUUAAAAUAUUUGCUUUACUUCAUUCUGACUCUUGGGAUUGUCUUGUUAAAACUAAAAUCAGUCUGAUGCAUUUUAAGGUGGAGUGCAGUAGUUUUCUUCAAACAGUGGGAAUCAAUGCAUUUUCACUCUUGCAUGCAUCACACUUCUUUUGUUCUGCAUUAUUUGUGGGGGAAUUUUUUGACACAAAUCAGCUUUCACAGUUGGGUGAAGCAGUUUUGUCUGACUUAAAACUAUUCAGUUUGUUUACUACUUAAACAUUAGUCUUCAGCAGUAAUUUCUGUAGAAUACAAAUUAAAAAGGAAAACAAAUUGUUGAAGCUACAAUUUGUGGGUACAAAUACUGCUUAAUGUGAUUUUGGCAUGGUCUUUUGUUGCAAGCAAAAUGCUGUAAGAUUUAUACCACUUGAGCAAGCUAACAUAUUUUUUUUUCUUUAAUUUGUAUAAACACAGUGUAUACAAUGGAGACAGCUCAUUUCUAGAGAUUUACACCUUGCAACAGAAUGAGAUUAUAAAUAACGCAAAAAAGCCUGGGGAGGGGAGGGAGGGGGAAGUCCUAAAGACUUGGUUUUGGUGUAGAAUCUUUCAGCAUCUUUGGGAACCAUCUCAGAAAAAAAAAAAAAAAAAAAAAAAGCUUAAGCAAGUUCAGUUAAAAUAAACUAGAAUUACUCUCUGGUUAUCUCUGGUUAUCUCUCUGCACCCGACUGUACAGAAAUUUGCAUUGUCACAAUGUCUCGAGAUUCACAAAGAUGAGCUGUGAAUUACCUUUGUCAUUGUUUGAAUUGCAGAGGCACUCCGGAAGGAACAGCUUCAGGACUUUUUGCCUUGUUCCAUUGAGAUUCUAACACAUAUUCUGGUUUGCAAUUGGAAACGUUACUUUCAUUUCAUGGUCAUGUGGUACUUUAAAUUACUUUUAACCACCAUGUAAAAAAUACUGUAUAUCUUUGAGUUUCUAUUGGUAGUUAGUUCUCUUGUUCACAGAUAAUAAAUGAAUUAAAAUAUCUUUAA
Molecule: messenger RNA, 2918 nt
Organism: Colius striatus (speckled mousebird)
Lineage: Eukaryota; Metazoa; Chordata; Aves; Coliiformes; Coliidae
Gene: UBQLN1
Product: ubiquilin 1
Exons: 11
Coding region: 100-1857 (585 amino acids)
Biological process (GO): ubiquitin-dependent protein catabolic process
Cellular component (GO): cytosol
Molecular function (GO): polyubiquitin modification-dependent protein binding
Source: RefSeq, a predicted model, not a curated record